AUGUCGGACUCUGUAGAUCGAGUCUUUGUUCAUGCGCUCAAUACCGUUAAGAGGAUUCCCCGCACCGGUACUGCGCGACCUCCCGCUGCCGAGCGGUUGGCACUAUAUGGCUUGUAUAAGCAGAGUAUGGAGGGGGAUGUGGAGGGUGUGAUGGAUCGACCAAUUGGGAAUACGCCGGAGGUGCACGCGGAGUGCGAGAAAUGGGAUGCAUGGUACGCGCAACGCGACAUGUCGCGCACCGAAGCCAAACGCCGAUACAUCUCAACGUUAAUUGACACAAUGCACUCCUACGCCUCGCAAACCCCCGAAGCACGCGAGCUAGUGGCUGAACUCGAGUUCGUCUGGGACCAGAUCAAGUUCAACGCCGCCUCCGAUUCCAGUCCGCUGAAUACCGUCGGCGUCCCGCCCUUAUCGCGCAGUGCGUACGGGAGUAUUGGGAGUCGAUUGGCGAAAUCGGAGGAAUACGACCGUCCUGAUCGACGAGACCAUACCAAACGGGACCGUGAUUCAAGGCUACGGGUGCUUAGCCCUGUGAGUCAACCCGAGGAGGAAGAAUAUUACCGACGGAGGAGGGAUAUAGAAAACAGCGAGAACGGGGAACGGCAUAAUGAGGAUGAAGACGAGGAGGACGAGGAGUUCGAGGAAGCUCGCGAUAGCUUAUACGAAGAACGAGAUCAAGACGACCACGACGACCCCGACCACACUAGCUCCAACUCCAACACACACACACAUACAAAUACAAAUACCGAGGCAUCUUCACAUCAUCGCCCCAAACACCGACGCAACCCAGCCUCAGGUAUUAGUAUAGACAGCAGUGGGAACGGACUCCCGCAUCGCCGAGACUCCCAUUCCCAUUCCCAGUCCGAGCCACCGAAAGACAGUCGCUGGCGCCGCCGUGUCGAGCAGGCCUUGACGAAAAUGACGGCUGAGAUUGCUGCUAUGCGCGAGCAGAUGGAAGCUCGCUCUGUUGCGCAGCGUCGUCGGUCUGGUGUAUGGGCGUGGCUGAAGUGGGUGGUUUGGGUUGCGGUAAGGCAGAUCGUGGUUGAUAUUGCUAUGCUGGGCAUGCUGCUUAUCUGGAUGCGGUUGAGGGGGGAUCGUCGUGUCGAGCAGCGGCUUAAGAUGGGUUGGGCGGCUGUUAAGGCGAGACUUGGGAAGUUGAAGCGUUUGAAGAUCGUGGAUAUGCCUAUCCUGCCAUAG
Penicillium vulpinum is the source of this 1197-nucleotide messenger RNA. Its product is annotated as acyl-CoA-binding domain-containing protein. Lineage: Eukaryota; Fungi; Ascomycota; Eurotiomycetes; Eurotiales; Aspergillaceae. The transcript has 4 exons. Bases 1 to 1197 code for a protein of 398 amino acids. Gene Ontology annotation, biological process: fatty acid metabolic process. Gene Ontology annotation, molecular function: fatty-acyl-CoA binding. The record is from RefSeq and is a predicted model, not a curated record.